Messenger RNA from Cucurbita maxima (winter squash), 1723 nucleotides. RefSeq lists its product as uncharacterized. NCBI's taxonomy places the organism in Eukaryota, Viridiplantae, Streptophyta, Magnoliopsida, Cucurbitales, Cucurbitaceae. The record is from RefSeq and is a predicted model, not a curated record. The coding region runs from base 235 to 1332 and encodes 365 amino acids. The transcript has 4 exons.
UAUGGUAAUGAAUUUGCAAAUGUUUUAGAGCAUGGGAUCUUCUUCCAUUAAUGGUGCCUCUGGCUGUGGCUCCCACACGCAACUCUGUCUCUAUCUCUCUCUCUAGUACUCGUAUGAACUGUUGAUGGUGCUGUUGCUUGCUCUCUGGUUUGAAUAUAAUGGGAAUUGGGACGGAAUCUUCAUCCCUAUGCGCUCUUGUGUCGGUUCGUUUUCUGGAGGAGAUGCGCCGCUGUAAUGAUCGCUGCUUCUAAUUCUUACGUUUCCGCCAUGUUUAGUUACCAUUCCUCCAUCUCAUUCCGCCGUACCCUUCAGAUUCUUCUCCUCUUCACUGCCAUUUCUCUCUCUUGUCUUGUUAUUUUCAGAGAACUCGACUCCUUUCGCUACUUUCCUCUCUUCUCCUUCUCCACUUUCUCCGCUUCUCCUCCUCCUGCUUUUCCCUUAUUCCCCUCCCUCGCUGAUGACGACGAGCUUUCUGCUGAUGCUGAUGAGUAUGAACUGAGCAAGGCCUUGAAGGAUGCUGCAACAGAAAAUAGAACUGUUAUUUUAACUACUUUAAAUGAAGCAUGGGCUACUCCAAACUCAGUAAUUGAUCUCUUUCUCGAGAGCUUCAGAAUUGGGAAUCAAACUCGCCAACUAUUGAACCAUUUGGUUAUUAUUGCAUUUGACAAAAAGGCAUUCAUUCGUUGCUUGGCUAUCCAUGUCCAUUGCUUUUCUCUUGUUACUGAAGGAGUUGAUUUUCAUUCAGAGGCAUAUUUUAUGUCACAUGACUACUUGAAGAUGAUGUGGAGAAGGAUUGAUUUUCUGCGAACUGUUCUUGAGAUGGGGUACAAUUUUGUGUUCACGGAUGCUGAUGUUAUGUGGUUCAGGGAUCCGUUCCCUUUCUUUGACAUGGAUGCAGAUUUCCAGAUUGCUUGUGAUCACUACCUGGGCAUCCCUGAUGAUUUAGAUAACAGACCCAAUGGAGGGUUUAACUAUGUGAAAUCCAAUAAUCGGUCAAUUGAGUUUUACAAGUACUGGUAUUCAUCUCGAGAAACAUAUCUGGGAUACCAUGAUCAGGAUGUUCUUAAUAAGAUCAAAUACGAUUUUUUCAUCCAUGAAAUUGGACUAAAGAUUAUCUUUCUGGAUACUGCUUAUUUUGGUGGGUUCUGCGAACCCAGCAAAGACUUGAAUCGUGUACUAACCAUGCAUGCAAACUGCUGUAUUGGAAUGAACAACAAGCUUCAUGAUCUUAGAAUUAUGCUCGAGGAUUGGAAGCAUUACAUGUCUAUGCCGCCAUAUCUUAAGGUGUCAUCAAAUUCGUCUUGGAGAGUUCCACAGAACUGCAGUAUCUGAUCAUUGUUUAAUCGGCGAUUCUCCAAAGAAUUUUUGAAUCCCACCAAACUCGGAGUGGUGCAGUAUGAGCCAUCAUUUUUGCAUUGCACAUUUCGAGUUCUGUGGACCUUCUUCUCAAAGAUAGUUCGAGGUCCAGCCAUUCCAUUGUACAUCGCCAAACUGGAAAACGUGAAGAACACAGCCUAACCAUCAUUAGGAAGCUCGCUUGGUAGAAUUUCAAUUCGAUUACAUCAGAAGCCUGUAAGCACCAUUAGAUAAAAUAGACUGCAUAUUCUCCCUUGGUAGAAUUUUAAUUCGAUUACAUUAGGUGUCUGUUUGGAUCACAUAUAUAUGGCUCAUGAUUUCGGAUGUUGAAUGUCUUGGAAUAAAUGUGUUUGGAUAUGAAAUAUAA